UAAAAAAGAAAAAUAGAUAAAUAAAAAAAAUAAGUAAACACAAAGUACUAGAACAUGUACAAGCGUGAGCUAUUUAGUAAACACGGUAGACAGUGACAGGAUGUGACGGUUCUGCUUUGUGGAAAAUAAGCUCUAGUUUCACAGGUCACUCCAAACAAGAGCACAAAACAAAUCCGAUUAUAUUUAUUUACCAUCCAUUAUAUAAAUACUGUAUAUGUUAACAUUGUAUUAGGUGACCUGUGUUUGGAUUUACAUGUUUAUUAAUUAUUCUAAUUCAAAAAUAUAUAUAAAUAUAUAUUCUUUAAUUAAGUAUCUUAUCAGCUGUCUUAGUCAUUGCCUUCUGUCUUCACCUCUUCCUUUAGUUCAGUCUCUACACGUCUACAAGCCUUUACGAUACGGACAGUAAGACAGUUUAUACUCUUUCACAGCCCUUAAACUGUAAUGGCAAAUUUUCAAACCAGAAAUCUUCAACUAGAUCUCUGUGUCAUCAUGAUUCUGCUGACUUACACAGAUUAUUCCAAAUCAAAUCAAGAGCAAAGGAUUCGGCUGCACAUCGAGAAAACAGUGUUUGUGGGGGAAACAGUUACACUUCACUGCAACAAAACCCCAUUUGAUGACGAUUUCACAUGGAAAAUUAACAGCUCUAUUAUUUUUAGUUAUGACUCGACCAAUAACAGAUCUAUGAUAAACUUCAGCUCAAACAGGAUUCACAUCAAUCCAGCUGUUUCAAAAGAUUUAAAAAUACAUCAAAUACAAGCGUCUGAUGCAGGAAACUACACCUGCCAUCCAGCAGCAAUAGGAUGGACAUUAACAAUAACAGAAAACCAACCAUCAUCACCCAAACAAAAGCCUCUCGACAUCAUCAUCAUCAUCAUCUCAUGUUCUGGAGUUCUUAUGGUCUUUCAGAUAUUCACCAUCAGCUUCUGCAUUCACAGGAGAUGGAAAAAAAGAAAAGAUUUAAGUCACAGAGAAACAGGACAGGACUUUUCACAGGCACCAGCCAGAGGGAGGAUACAGACUCAAACCAGUCAGUACUUUGAGAGAUACAACUCGGUGUAUGGACAAUUAUGAUGUCAUUUUUUUCUUUUCUUUUCAGAAAAGCUAAACAUUUUACAUCAGAACUUAGUAGCAAUUGCCUGUGUAACCUAAGUCAAUUAAACAAGUACACAAGUGAGGGCUGGACUUUUGCACGCACUGAUGCUACAGGGGUUGAAAGUGUUGUAUACUGUAGCACAGACCACACAGUGAAGUACACGAAUAAAACACGUGUUAUCUGAAAACAGCCACAAGAAUUGCAGUUCAUCACCUAAACAGGCAUAUGACUGACAAAGGGCAUUAAUGUUCCAUACUGGACACACAAAAUACAAACCUUAACCAGAAAUAUUUUCAGACACACAUUUUCUUUAUUUGCCAAAAAUGGCAGACUCUCGCUUUACAUUGGGUCAUUUUUGUUAUAUAGUCCAAUAUCACUAAUCACAAUCCAAACAACAUCAUUGUUUUGGCUGAUCACUUGAAAAUACAUAUUCGUUUUCCUAUAAAUCGUUAGAAGUAAAGUUUUAUAAAUUAUUACAUGUUUUAAAAUGAGAAAAACGUAUAGAUUUGCAUUUGCUUAUUUCAAAUAUCUCUGGAGAGUAUUUUUUUUAACCCAAAAUAGGGUGUUUAAUAGCAUUUUUGAGUUUGCAAUGUAAUGUAUGUCUCGUUCAUAUACAGCCUCUCGUGUCAUACUCAUAAACUCAGAUUCAUAAAAGUUAUGAUAAGGCAUGUCGGAUAUCGCUGUAGCAGAGUACAACAUAGACACGUUGUUGUGACUGAUGAAACAGGAAGACAAUAAAUGGUUUAUUUGUGUUCUUCUAGUCAUCUCAGCUAUUUUCAUAAAAAUAAUGUAUAUUUUUAAUGCAAUGCUAAUCGACAUACUAGCCUCUAUCACUAGAAUACUUAAAAAAAUUAUAUAAUUUCUCUGCCUCAUUCGCGGAUAGCUCAAAAUGCGUAGAGAUAACACGCCACCUGACUCGAAAGUGGCGUAUAUGUUUACGCAAAAGUCAUGAUGUCAUGUUGGAUAUGAAGCCACUUCAGAUAAGAUCACAAAAGGAAGUUACUGUAUAUCAAACACUCGACUCUGAUGAUAUGAAGUGAGUUUGGAAAAAAAAAAGCGUGUCAUUAAAUGUUUGCUUUUGUUGGAUGUCACACUGUACAGCCCUACACAAAUGCCAAUGUAUGUCACAUGAACAGUAUAGGCUACCACCCUUGCUGUGUAAAUGGAACAUUGGGCUCAAACCAUUUCAAUUGGUCCAAUGGAGCAAUUUUUUUAUUUGAAUUGGUUUACCCACAACAGCUGUGUUACAAAAUUAGAGAAAGUAGAGAUCGAGCACACUUUAUUCAUGCAUUUUGAAAACUUAACAGAUAGUGUUUCUCAGUCAGGGGGGCUGGGAGCCACUAGGGGGCCUCAACAAACUUCUGAGAGGGACCUUAAAACCUAAAACUUAAAAGGGUUUAAAUGUCUCCAAGUCAUAGCAUCUCCCCCUUUGUUCGAGACAAUAUUCAAAGGCCCUUCUAUCUAGGCUGAUAUACUUUUACAGGUAUGUAGUAAUACAAAUAGCCUAGUUUAAACAUGUUGUCAGUUUGAUGUUGUAUAUAUUGAAAAAAGUAUAUAUUGAGGUUUCCGUAAAUAUCAGUUGUACGCAAAUCAAAAUCAUAUUAAAAGCAAUGGUCCCAAAGAAAUUUUAGACCACUUGAGAUGGACUGAUCCAGUGGUAGCAUGCAUAUGUGAUAAAUAACAGUAGGCUAAAUGGGUUGGGGGCAAAUUAAUGUUCAUAAUUUUAUUUUGUGUUGUUGAUUUCUACAUGUGAAUUAUUGUACUGUAUGUUUUGGAUGAUUGUACAUAAUGUAAAACCAUGAUUAAGAAAAGAAAUCCUUUCUAUCAGACAAUGCAUUGGUGAAAUAAAUCCAGUCUGUAGGAGAAA
Messenger RNA from Pimephales promelas (fathead minnow), 2960 nucleotides. Lineage: Eukaryota; Metazoa; Chordata; Actinopteri; Cypriniformes; Leuciscidae. The record is from RefSeq and is a predicted model, not a curated record.